Moneuplotes crassus is the source of this 1231-nucleotide messenger RNA. NCBI's taxonomy places the organism in Eukaryota, Ciliophora, Spirotrichea, Euplotida, Euplotidae. The record is from the annotation of a GenBank genome assembly.
AUGUUGUUCAAAGAACCUCCUGUGGUGACCAAGCCAGAUGAAGAAAGGAAAGGAAUGAGAGAUUACUACAAAGCUAAAAUUGAGGAGUAUCACCAAAAAUUGAGAGCCAAGAAAACUAACUUAAAGAGACUUGAAGCCCAAAGAAAUGAACUUAAUGAUGCAGUAAAAAAAUUGAAAGAAGAGAUAACACUUCUUGAAGAACCAGGAUCAAAUGUUGGAGAAGUUGUUAAAUUGAUGGGUAAAAAUAAAGCUCUUGUUAAGCUUGGACCAGAAGGAAAAUAUGUUGUUGAUAUUGACAAGAAAAUUCCACAAGAAAAACUUAAGGCUAAUACUAGAGUUGCUCUUAAAUCAGAUUCAUACAUUCUUCAUGAGAUUCUUCCAAGCAAAGUUGAUGCACUUGUUUCUUUGAUGAAGGUUGAGAAGGUGCCAGAUUCGACCUACGAUAUGAUUGGAGGACUAGACCAACAAAUUAAAGAAGUCAAAGAAGUUAUCGAAUUGCCAAUUAAGCAUCCAGAAAUCUUUGAAAGUUUAGGAAUUGCUCAACCUAAAGGAGUUUUACUUUACGGUCCUCCAGGUACAGGAAAGACUUUGCUUGCAAGAGCUGUAGCUCAUCACACAGACUGUUGCUUUAUCAGAGUAUCUGGGUCAGAACUUGUACAGAAAUAUAUUGGAGAAGGAGCUAAAAUGGUCAGAGAACUCUUCGUGAUGGCAAGAGAGCAUGCUCCAUCUAUCAUUUUCAUGGAUGAGAUUGAUUCCAUUGGAGGAUCAAGGCAAGAAGGAAGCAGAGGUGACUCAGAAGUGCAGAGAACAAUGCUUGAGCUUUUGAAUCAGCUUGAUGGAUUUGAAGCAACAAACAAGAUCAAAGUUAUUAUGGCUACAAACAGAAUUGAUAUUCUUGAUAGUGCUUUAUUGAGACCAGGUAGAAUUGAUAGAAAGAUUGAAUUCCCUAAUCCAAAUGAGGAUGCAAGAUUAGAUAUUCUGAAGAUCCACAGUAGAAAAAUGAACUUAAUGAGAGGAAUUGAUCUCAAGAAGAUUGCAGCAUCAAUGCCAGGAGCAUCAGGUGCAGAGACAAAAGCUGUUUGUACAGAGGCAGGAAUGUAUGCUCUCAGAGAAAGAAGAAUCCAUGUAACUCAAGAAGACUUUGAACUUGCUGUCUCAAAGGUGACAAAGAAAGACUCUGAUAUCAAGUUUAUGAUGAGGCUCAAGAAUUAGAUAAUAUAUUUCAAUCAAG